Messenger RNA from Parasteatoda tepidariorum (common house spider), 3336 nucleotides. The record is from RefSeq and is a predicted model, not a curated record. Lineage: Eukaryota; Metazoa; Arthropoda; Arachnida; Araneae; Theridiidae.
CUAAAUUAGAGAUUCAACAUAUAAAUAUUUGGUAUUUAGCCCAUACUGCUCAACACAGAAUAUUCGUUUCAGACGAAUAAUAGAAAUAAAAUUACUCACAUUUUUAAUUGACGUAUUUUAAAUAAUACAGCUUAGUAAUGUAUCUCUUUUAAUGUGUUACACAUUAAGUAAACUUAAACAAUUCUUAAAUUUAUAAUAUUAUAUUUAAAAAAUUGCCAGAAAUUAAAUUUUUAUCUACAUAAUAUCCUAUUAAUUAAUUUUAUGAAUAAAUAUAAAUUGAUCAAUUAUUUGAUUACAAAAAAAAAUAUCAUUUAAUAUUAAUAAGAAUGUGCACCCGAUGCUUGUAAAAGUAGAAAUAUUUUCUUAGAAUACUACAUUUGGAAUUUAAACUUGGAAAACUUUCGUCCCCCCUCCCCCGAGAAGAGUUUAUUGGAUUAACAAAUCAAUAAUGAUGAUAAACAAAUUUGUGAAAGGUCUGAUUAAACGAUAAAUUAUUUUGAGAAGGGUCUGUUUACAUGAAAAGAUAGUUUGUGAAGAGUCUACUAAAGGACCCAAAUUUCUUCUAAACUUUCUUCUAUUGAAGAAUGCAUUCAUUCAUAGUGUAUUAAAUAUAAAGGAAUUUCCUACAUAAAGAGGUUCAUUGUUUCUGCAUUUUUUGUGUAAAAAAAAAGUGAAAUAAUUUAAUUUAGUUUUGUAUGUAUGUAUGGUAAUAUAGAAAUAUUAUUAAAGCUUAUGAGAAAAAAAUUUUGCAUCUCAAUAUAAUUUAAAUUGAUCCUUUCACAGUUGCUCCUAUUAAUAAAUAAUAUUCUUGUUAUAAAGUGAUCAUACUUCUGCAGUAUUUCAUUUCGCUUAUUUAAAAAUUUUUGAUACAACAUGAUUAUUUUGAAUCAUGUGUUAUUGAAGUCCUCUUUAUGCUAUUAAAUGCCUUUUGUAGUGAAAAUUAUUUUGAAUUAUUGCCUUCAUUUUAAUUAAUGACUAAUUAUUUUUCCAUUAUCUAGUAAUAGCUAUUUGUUUCAAAUAAAACCAAAAAUUUUAUUUUUAAUAGAAAAUCUAUAUUUUUUCUUAUAUUUAUGCAUUUCUAUUUUAAUGUCAUUGCAAAGUGAUUAUAUGUCUUCAUUUCUUGCAGCAUAUUCAUGAUUGUUAUUCUAGAGAUCUUACUCAACUACACACAAUUUAUCUACACUUAUUAAAUUUUUUCUCAGAAAAGUAAAUAUAUACUGUAAAAGUGUUUUUUAUCCUGUGAGAUGUGCACAGGAUGUAAUUCUUGUUUAAUGUUAUUCUUGUAAUAUAUAUAACUAGAUUUUUUCAAAAAGAAGUAGUCUCACUAAACAUUGUGAAUUUCUUACUUGUGAGAAAUCCUAUUCUUGUAGCGUAAAAAGAGUACAAUAAGAGUUUUUCACAGAGAGAUCUCACUAAGCCCAAUCGUGAUAAUAUGGGUGAGAAACCUUAUUCUUGCAGUAUAUGUAAUAAGAGUUUUUCACGUAGAAGUCUACUGACUGAACAUUAUCGUGUUCAUACAGGUGAAAAGCCUUAUUCUUGUAGUAUAUGUUAUAAGAGAUUUUCAUUAAAAGGUCAUUUGACUCAACAUACUCUUAUUCAUACUGGUGAGAAACCUUAUUCUUGUAGUACAUGUAAUAAGAGUUUUAGACAAAGAGGUCAACUGACUGUACACAGUCGUAUUCAUACUGGUGAGAAACCUUAUUCUUGUAGUGUAUGCGAUAAGAGUUUUACACAAAGAAGUCUAUUGACUGAACACAGUCGUGUUCAUACUGGUGAGAAACCUUAUUCUUGUAGUACAUGUAAUAAGAGAUUUUCAACAAGAUCUAAUUUGACUCUACAUAGUCGUAUUCAUAGUGGUGAGAAACCUUAUUCUUGUAGUGUAUGCGAUAAGAGUUUUACACAAAGAAGUCGAUUGACUGAACACAGUCGUGUUCAUACUGGUGAGAAGCCUUAUUCUUGUAGUAUAUGUGAUAAAAGAUGUUCAACUAGUUCUAAUUUGACUCAGCAUAGUCGUGUUCAUACAGGUGAGAAGCCUUAUUCUUGUAGUAUAUGCAAUAAGAGAUUUUUAACUCGAUCUUAUUUGACUGAACAUAGUCGUGUUCAUACUGGUGAGAAGCCUUAUUCUUGUAGUACAUGUAAUAAGAAAUUUUCAACAAGAUCUAGUUUGACUCUACAUAGUCGCAUUCAUACUAGUGAGAAGCCUUAUUCUUGUAGUACAUGUAAUAAGAGAUUUUCAACAAGAUCUAGUUUGACUCUACAUAGUCGCAUUCAUACUAGUGAGAAGCCUUAUUCUUGUAGUGUAUGUAAUAAGCGAUUUUCAGAUAGAAGUUAUUUGACUCGACAUAGUCGUCUUCAUACUGGUGAGAAACCUUAUUCUUGUAGUGUAUGUAAUCAGCGAUUUUCAGAUAGAGGUCAUUUAACUCGACACCGUCGUCUGCAUACUGAUAAGUAACCAGUAUGAAACUGGUGCAUUCAUUUUUGCAGCAUAAGUAAAAAGUGACUGAUUGAACAUUUCUCAAUGAGGAAACACUUUUUUUUUGCUUCCAUUACAAGUAAAAAAUUUCACAGAAGUGUCAUUGGACUUAACACAUUUGAAUGAAGCUGAAAUUUUUUUCUUCUUAAAAUAUUUUAUAAUGCAGUUUUCAUUGUAUUUUUCUGUUUUUACUCUUAUUUAAUGUCUGUAAAAUAAGCUCCAGUAUUGAAAAGGUGUGGAUUAAAAUUAAAAUGCAUUGUUGUAAACACAUCUUAGUAGAAGUUGUAACCUUGGUCACUGGUUAUAGAUUGUUUUUUAUUCUCUUAGCAUGAGAAUCCUGAGUUGUAGAUAAUAUUUUUUAAUAUUAAUAAAAAAAAUUAAAUAGCAACCUUUAAUUAAAAUUGCAUGUAACAUCUUUUAUUUAAUGAAUGUUUUGAAGUAAAUUUGGUUUAACUGCAAGUAUGAAAGAUAUAGAUAAAGUAAUAUUUGCUUCAUAAAAUCAAUAUCUUGUUCUUAAAUCUAAAUUUAUAUAAGUUUUCAUCAUUUUAUAAAUCUUAUAUUUAUGUUAUAGAAAUAUUAGUUUUUUUAAAAUGAUUACUAUUGAAAUAAAUUUUAUUAAUCGCAUUUGAAGGUCUAUUAUAUUGUAUAAUUGUCUAAUCGUCUAUUGUAUAAUUUAUGAAGCAAUUGUAUAUUUUAUGAACAAAUUAUUGUAUUUUUUUUAUUCUGUAUAUGGUAUAUGUUAUUCUGUAUAUUGUAUUAUUCUGUUUAUGGUUACAAGAAAAUGCACGUCAUUUAAUAUUAGACUUUGUAUUAUAACAUAAUGAUCAAAAAGUAAGAAAUAAACUUUCGAAAAUAUUUCAUGA